AUGGAACGAAUUUUAUUGGAGCACGCUAGCUGUUUAUGUGAGAAGGUUGAUGGUUGUCUAGCAUCAGAAGGAAUAAAUUGGAAGUUUAAUCCACCCGCACCGCCACAUUUUGACGGAAUAUGGGAGAGCGCAGUAAAAACCGCCAAAUUCCACCUCACAAGGGUAGUAAGGGGCAUCUCUUUGACCCUGAGUGAAUUGCAAACACUAUUAUGCCAAAUAGAAGCAUGCAUGAAUUGUCGGCCCCUUACCCCCAUGAGUAGCGAUCCCAAUGAUUUGGAACUAAUCACUCCUGCUCAUUUCUUAAUAGGAGGCCCGUUAAUAUUCCAUCCAGAACUAGUGAUCGAAAAAAAGGAGAUAACAGCGUUAAGACGAUGGAAGCUAGUUCAAGGGCUGCUUCAGAGCUUCUGGAACAGGUGGUACGCGGAAUAUAUCCCACAGCUCCAAAUACGGCAAAAAUGGACGUCAGGAUCGAGGCCACUAGCCGUAAAUGAUGUAGUAAUCAUCAAAGAAGAUAACUUAGCACCUACAAGAUGGAAGCUAGCACGUGUUGUGAAGGUGCAUCCUGGUAAGGAUUGGACCCUCGUUCGGGUGGUUACAGUAAAAUUAGCUAAUGGUUCAGAUCUAACCAGACCGGUAGUGAAACUAUGCCGCUUGCCCAUUGAUCAAACUGACGAGGUUGAAAAAUGA
Metopolophium dirhodum (rose-grain aphid) is the source of this 687-nucleotide messenger RNA. RefSeq lists its product as uncharacterized. The coding region runs from base 1 to 687 and encodes 228 amino acids. The record is from RefSeq and is a predicted model, not a curated record. The transcript has a single exon. Gene Ontology annotation, molecular function: nucleic acid binding. NCBI's taxonomy places the organism in Eukaryota, Metazoa, Arthropoda, Insecta, Hemiptera, Aphididae.